CAGCACGUCGCCAACGGUCCAAACGGGGCGGGGCUCGUAAACGCAUCGAAAUAAAGGAUCGUGCAGAAAUUUCUCUCAAACUAUUUCACAUUUCCUGUAAGAUUUCCAGGUAAAACCUCCCGAGAUGCCCAUACGUCGAGCACCAGCCACCCCGGAGAAGUCCACCUCCGCGGCAGCUGAAAAAGAACCUGAGGGUUCCUCAGAAGAGGUGCCCUCCGCCGACGACGAGCAGGCCCCGUCUUCUGCUGCGGUGGACGAGAGCGAGGCCGCGGCCGAACCCACGGAGAACGGAGAGGAGGAGAACGGCGAGGAGAAGGCCGACGAAGCAGCCGCGGCAGAGGAGAAGGAAGGCGACGGAGGCGAGGAUGGAGCCGAGAAGAAAGAUUAUCAGACAGAUGUGCCCGUCCAUGAGCCCGCAGUCACCGAGGAGUCUGGGAGUGACAAAUGCAAGGACGGCACGGCUGGACAGUGCGCAACACACUGCUCUGUUCUCCUACUAAGGUUGAAGGAUGGCUACAAGUAUGAGAAAUCCAAAGUCAAAAAGGUGAAGCGGACGAUCCCCGCGUGGGCGAGCGUCAGCGCCAGCAAAAAGCUCCCCGUCACCAACUACGCAGGCACCCACCACAAAGUGGACAACAUCGUCAUCGAAGCUCUCACGUCUUGCAACGAAAGGUCUGGAGUUUCCUACCAGUCUGUCAUGAAAUACAUUAUGAAGAAAUACCCAGUAAUGGAUGAGAAGAAGUUCCUCAUAAAGAAAGCGAUGAAGAAGCAUCUGGAGAAGGGCACCAUCAAACAGCUGAAGGGGAAGGGUCUUUCAGGGACCUUCACCAUCGGAAAGCAGACCGCCCUCAGUAAGAAAAAUGCACAAAACAAAGAGUCGCUAGGAGAUGCUCUCCCGCUCAUCAUCACUCGGCUCUGUGAGCCUAAAGAGGCGUCGUACAUCAUGAUCAAGAAGUACCUGGAGCAGCACUUCCCCAGCCUCAACGUUGAAAACAGGCCAGAUGUUCUAAAGUCAGCGCUGGUGAGGGCUGUGGAACGAGGACAACUGGAACAAAUCACUGGGAAAGGAGCCAACGGGACUUUCCAGCUGAAGCGCACGGGCAGCAAAGUCCUGCUGAAGGGCGGCGCACUGGAGGACGCCAUCAUAGCCGCCAUCACCGCCAUGAACGAACCCAAAACCUGCAGCACCACCACUUUACGCAAAUAUCUAGUAGACGCCAACAAGGACAGGAAAGAGUACCAGCUAGUGUCCAGUCUGCGGAGGACUCUGACCAAGUGUAAAGUUCUCGGGUGGAUGGAACAGAUCACCGGUCACGGCUUCACAGGGACGUACCAGCUCUCCUUCCCCUACUACCCAAGUCCCACCAUUCUGUACCCAGACAAGUACAAAGACCCCCCAAAGAAAAACACCGCAGCCCCGGCCAAGCGGCGGCGAACAGCCCACUCCUCGGAUGAGGAAGAGUCGGAAGAGGAGGAGGAGGAGGAGGAGGAAGACGAUGAGUCAGAGGAGGAAGUGGCCCCCAGGAGAAGGUCGGCCCAGAAGAGGCCCCCGCCCAAGGCUCGCCGCCCUCCCCCACAAAAGAAAUCCCGCAGCGCCAGUCAGUCAAAAGCUAAAGGGAGCGGCCGUCAGGUCGCCAAGAAGUCUCCGGCCAAGAAGCCGGCGUCUCCGGCCAAGAAGCCGGCGUCUCCGGCCAAGAGAUCGGGGAAGAAAGCGGCGGCGUCCAAGAAGAAAGCCGCCCCCAAGGCGACGCCCGUCAAAAAAGCCGCCCCCGCCAGGAAGCCCAAAACUCCCGCUGUCAAAAGGCUGAGCAAGCGGGGAUCCAGGCAGCAAGAGUCCGAGCCGGAGUCGUCGUCGUCCGACGAGGCUCCGCCCGCCAAGUCGCCAAGAGCCGCCUCCAAGAGGUCCCAGCCCGAAGACGCCGCCGAGGAGCCGGCGCCCAAAAAGCCGGCGGCGAAGGGCAGGCGGUCAAAGGCCGAGGAGUCGCCCGCCGACGAGCCGCCGGCCAAACAGGCCGCCAAGGGCAAGAGCAAGCCCCCCGCCCGGAAGUCCAGAAGAGGGAGGCACUGAACCAGGAGCGCCCUCCAGAGGCCGGGCUGCGCCGAACAGGCAGCGGUCCGCCGCUUUGUUCUCUCCCUCUUUUUACCAUCGUUUCCUCCCUUUUUAUCGGGGUGAUAGGCUUUUUUUAUUAUUUCUAUUGUAGAACAAGAACGAUUAUCCUACUUGUUAAGUUCACUGUAAUUUGAAAGUUUCUGGAUUUUUAUUUUUUUUUUUUCUCUCUCUUCCCUUUCCGAUCACCGUGUGUAGAGACGUUCGCUGCCAGUUCAGGAAAAGCAUAGCAAGACCCGUCAUACCGACUAGAGCCAUGUAGUGAACUCUGUUUUUAUAUGUUCCCCGCUGACUCCGAGCAGCACACAUUCCUGAUCUGAAUUGAAACGAAAUGAGGCGUCAGCGUUGUGGAGGGACGAAAAGAUUUCUAUCCUGAAGCUUGGAUUUGAUUUCGUGUUGCGUUUUGAGAGUUAAAGAAGUGGUUUGUUUCGGGCCACGCAGUACUGCGUACAUCCAAAUUUGAUUUCUCUUUAAUUUAUUCUUUAUCGCUACUAACUAUGUUUUUAAUUCAUUCAAAAUAAACAAAAUUAAAUCCCCUUUUAGAGGAUGCAGGUGCGACACGAGGACUCACGUCAGAUAAAACACUUUUAGUAUUAAGUCACAUUGAGGAGGGAAAAAAAACAAUCUUUUGAUAUGUGUGUGAAUAAGCAUAUACACAAAUUGGUUUUAUCGCUUCACAGCUGUAACUACCAGGCCGUAAGACGUGUGUUGUGAAUAAGAAAAUAGAAGAAUAGCUCAUACAUACCCUGCAUGCGUGUAUUCCUUGUGUUGUUAAGCUUUUUUCCAAGUCAUUAAUAAAAUGACUAUAUUUGUAAACUUGUUUGGUUAUUAU
Molecule: messenger RNA, 2939 nt
Organism: Salarias fasciatus (jewelled blenny)
Lineage: Eukaryota; Metazoa; Chordata; Actinopteri; Blenniiformes; Blenniidae
Gene: hp1bp3
Product: heterochromatin protein 1, binding protein 3
Exons: 14
Coding region: 125-2068 (647 amino acids)
Biological process (GO): heterochromatin organization; nucleosome assembly
Cellular component (GO): chromosome; nucleus; nucleosome
Molecular function (GO): structural constituent of chromatin; DNA binding; nucleosome binding
Source: RefSeq, a predicted model, not a curated record